AUGCAUCUCUAUCUGACCGCUGCUAUUGGAGCACUGCUCUGUGCAACUACUCAAGCGUAUGACUACCUCACCGCUACUGCUCUGGUCACCAAUGCUGCAAAUGAAUCAGCACUUGAGUGUUGGCGAUUCGCGACACCGCUGAUUGACUCCUCACAACCUGGUAUCCGUGGCAGCCUAAGCAUCACAUUCAACACUAGCAGUGCUUCGUACACCAUCAUUCCGCCCAGGUUUAAUGGCAGUGUUCAUAACAGCCCAGCACCACAGCUCGUCAUCUACACGUCUGGACUAGCACACAUCUCGCUGCCAUCUUCGACUGAUGAAGCCUGGUUCAUUGGCGGAAACCAAGGUCUGCUGGUCGCUGCUGACACGACUGGAGACGGUCAUAUCACAGAUUACCCGUCUGAGCAGUCUACAACCGUCGUGACUAUCCCGUUCAUCAACGGUUUCCUCAGGAGCUUGUCAUUUCAGCAGCAUUGGAGGUAG
Messenger RNA from Aureobasidium subglaciale EXF-2481, 483 nucleotides. RefSeq lists its product as uncharacterized. Lineage: Eukaryota; Fungi; Ascomycota; Dothideomycetes; Dothideales; Saccotheciaceae. The record is from RefSeq and is a predicted model, not a curated record. The coding region runs from base 1 to 483 and encodes 160 amino acids. The transcript is spliced from 3 exons.